Syzygium oleosum is the source of this 1643-nucleotide messenger RNA. RefSeq names its product E3 ubiquitin-protein ligase SPL2. The record is from RefSeq and is a predicted model, not a curated record. Gene Ontology annotation, molecular function: ubiquitin-protein transferase activity. NCBI's taxonomy places the organism in Eukaryota, Viridiplantae, Streptophyta, Magnoliopsida, Myrtales, Myrtaceae. The transcript has 6 exons. Gene Ontology annotation, biological process: organelle organization; protein ubiquitination. The coding region runs from base 171 to 1364 and encodes 397 amino acids.
GUCAGAUAUUUUUAUCGUCGCAGCGCGUCUUUCUUCGCCACCGACGAGAGCCAUUCCCGCCGCCCCCACGCGCCACCGCCUCAACUCCGAUCGCACCCGCCACCACCGCGCUCAGCUCACAUGUGACCGCCUGGAAACACCACCACCACCUAAUUCCCCGAAACCGCGCCAUGUCCUCGCACGAGCAAGCCAUAGUCUCUCUCCUCUCUAACUUCGCCCUCUCGUUCGACGGCGCCGUCCUCGGCCUGACCCUCGCUUACGCCGCCGUCCGCACGAUCGUCAAGUUCACCUCCAGCUCCUCCGCUCUCCGCAAGCUCCGGGACGCCCCGUCGGCCCGAGUCUCCGACCUCCGGUCCGUGCUCUCCGUCGAAGGCGGUUCCGAUUCGGAGUCCGAUUCGUCGAGCCGGUCGGGAACGGAGGAGCUCGUGAUCGUGCGCGGACUCGUGGAGGCGAAAUCGGCUGUCGAAGGAGGGACGUGGAAGAGCUUGAGGCAGAAUGUCUUGGUCUCGCAGGACUCCGGCGAUAGGGCGGUGAUCGUACAGAGGACUCAAACUUGCAUAUACAAUGAGUGGAAGGGAUUUUUUGGAUGGACUUCGGAUCUACGCGCUAUCUUGUCAAGAUCCUUGCGAGAAAGAAAAUCCUCAUCACUAAGAACGGUUCCUUUUGUACUCGUUGAUGGUAGUCAGUGGCCGGCAGCGGAUUAUGUUGUUGUGAACAUGGAUGGUUCAAAGCAUCAUCUACCUCUUACCACAGUAUAUCACCAACUGCAGCCGAUUAAUGCUUCUCCUUACACAUUCCUUCAGGCACUUUUUGGUCAUGAAUACCCUGUUGGACUGCUUGAUGAGGAGAAAAUUCUUCCAAUAGGAAAGGACAUCAGUGCUGUUGGCCUUGGCUUUUUGAAAAAUGGAAUUCCGGAGAUCAAGUCAUGCAAUGAUCUUCCAUAUUUUCUUACCGAGAUGACAAAAGAUCAGAUGGUGAUUGAUCUUGCCUUCCGGACAAAGAUACUCUUCUGGAGUAGUAUUCUUCUUGGAUCGGCUUCAGUUGGUAUCCUUGGAUUUGCUUUUGUAAGAAAUUGGAACAGAUGGAAAGAGUGGAGGCAGCGUAGACGGGAUGAGCAACAGCAGCAGAGCCAUGCUGCAGUCGAUGAGCCCAACACUCACAUAGCAGAGGAUGAAUUGGGAGAUGUACCAGAUGGACAGUUAUGUGUAAUUUGUCUCAUGAGGAGGAGGAGAUCCGCUUUUGUUCCAUGCGGUCAUCUUGUGUGUUGUCAGCGAUGUGCAUUAUCCGUGGAACGGGAGGUUUCACCAAAAUGCCCUGUUUGUCGGCAGUCGAUCUCCAAUUCAGUCCGGAUCUAUGAUUCUUGAGUAUAAUAUUGAUUCUGUUUCUGUUAUUUAAGGGGUGGGAAGACGAAAAUGUUAGCUUUUCUUCCUAUAGAUAUUCUCAGUAAAAGAGCAUGCCCAUCCUUUAAUGGAGAAACCACAGUGAACUGGUGAUUAUUUCUUGUGUAAACAAGUAACGAUGCUUAGUAGGUCUCUCCUACCGUGAUUACGGUAUCGUUCUGUAAAUUGAGCCUUGUUAAUUCUUUGGACAUUUACCAGAAGGCAAAUCAGGAGGAUGUAAUUCGUGCUAUUGAUUGGACAUGA